GUUCCAGCCAGAAACCAGCCUGAACUUCAGUGGAACUAAAGGUACAGACUCACUGGGAUUAUCCACUGCCCUGCCUAUAAACCUGCUUCUGCCUUGCUGGGAUUAAUCAAUUAAUCAAGAGUUUGGGAGCCUGGUUCUGGAGGGUAAGAAUUCUAAGAACAUGGUGUCAGGAAGACCCUCAUCCUAUGCUAGAAAGCAGACAGGCCUCAUGAGUUUGCAUUGUUCAUUUGUGAUGGUUCAUUGUAUAGUGCUUGGAUUGAUGGUGUCAGUCCUCCACCCACAUUGGGGUGGAGCCAGGAUGUGAUGUAAUGGCAGGAAGAAGGUGUGUUUUUCUCUUUGCUGGUUCGAGUUUGCUGUGGGUGGCCAACAUGAACUGCGGCCCAGCCAUGCCUGCCUGUCUUGGAGCCAACUGAGUGUGGACUGAAACCUCCAAAAACUGAUUAAAAUGACCUCGGAGCUGGAACAGUUAUACUCUCAUGUUAAUGAAAAGAUUGGCAACAUUAAAAAAACACUGUCUUUAAGAAAUCUUGGCCAGGACCCUACCUUAAAGACUGUAUUAAAUAAAAUAGGAGAUGAGAUCAUUAUAGUAAAUGAACUUCUAAACAAAUUUGAAUUGGAAAUUCGAUAUCAAGAACAAAUCAGCAGUUCACUCAAGGAACUCAGUGACUUGCUUGAAGAAGAUUAUAAAGAUGUGGAACAUCUGAAUGAAAACAUUCCUCCCCAUUUGCCUCAAGUAACAGUAACACAGAAUCCGGUUAAUGGAGCACAUCUUGACUCUGAAGAACCAGUCAAAGCUGAAGAAUCUAAAUCCACAAAGAAGCCUCUCAAGGAACAAAAAAUUAUCAAAGAAAUGCUGUUUAUAUCUACUGAUGAAUUCAAUGAAAUUCCUUCGUACAUGAAAUCUCGCUUAACCUAUUGUCAAAUUAAUGAUGUUAUUAAAGAAAUCAAUAAAGCAGUAGUUAGCAAAUACAAGAUUGUUCAUCAGCCAAAGAAGUCUAUGAAUUCUGUAACCAGAAAUCUCUAUCAAAGAUUUGUUGAUGAAGAAAUAAAGGAUACUAAAGGUCGUUAUUUUAUAGUGGAAGCUGACAUAAAGGAGUUCACAACUCUGAAGGCUGACAAGAGGUUUUAUGGGAUCCUGAAUAUUUUGCGACACUGCCGGAGGCUGUCAGAGGUCCGAGGGGGCGGACUUACCCGUUAUGUCAUAACCUGAGACCUUGGUAUGGAACCAACAGGCAGUAAGGCAUAGAUGUUAGUCCUAUAAUUAUCUUAUGUAUAAUAUCUGGCUUUUAAAUUUUUAUUCCUGUUUUCCAUGGAUAUAAAACCUUUUUGAAUAAUAUAUAUUAACAUUUACUUCCUUUUGGCAAACAUUUAUCCAACUGCCUCACAGGCUCCAUAGUUGGCAUGUAAUGGAAUUAAAAAAUACUCAUAUCUGGUUUUGUGUUUAGUGGACAGUGCUACAGACCCCAAUAAGAUGGCUAUAGAUAUGAUAUUGGAAGUAAGAGGCCAAGACGAUAAGGUCAAGGUGCCUAGGCCCUUUUGGAAUUAAAGCUCAUUAGUGUCUAAAUUCCAUGCAAGGCAUUUCCAUUUACAGGUGGACUUCCUUGAAGUGGCUCUGUAGGUGGUUUAUCCAUCUGAUUAUUUUCUAUUUGUCCAGUGGGAGCAGCUUACCACUCAUCAGUUAAGCUGGUCUGUAGACUUCAACCUGUAAUGAAAGUAUUAUUGAGAUAAUACUGUGAUAUUGUGAUUUAAUAAGAAGUAUAUAUUAGAUCCUCAUCCCCAGUUCCUUGACCACAAUUCCUGAUGUGACACAGCGCUCUUAAAUUUCUUCAAAUUGCCUAUUGGUAAGGAAUAUUUCUUGUUUGAAUGAGGUAAUUCUUUGUCGGCUCCUAAAUAGUUUCAGGGAUGGGGUCUUGUUGCAAAGACUAUGGACACAUAGCAUGCACAGGCUGAGAUUGAGUUAAUAAUCAUCUGAUGUGAUGAAGCCAUAAAAAUCCCUAAACUACAAAGUUCAGAGAGCUUCCAGACUGUGGACACAUGGACGUGGCAGGAGGAUGGUGCUCCCUGCCUUUAUGAAGACAGAAGCUCCUGUGCCCAGGACUCUGCUGGACUCACCCUAUUGUACAUCUUUAUUGGCUGCUCAUCUGUAUCCUUUGUUACCCUUUAUAAUAAACUAGUAAUCAUAGAAA
Messenger RNA from Cavia porcellus (domestic guinea pig), 2186 nucleotides. RefSeq names its product spindle and kinetochore associated complex subunit 1 (gene Ska1). Gene Ontology annotation, biological process: mitotic cell cycle; chromosome segregation; cell division. The record is from RefSeq and is a predicted model, not a curated record. The transcript is spliced from 8 exons. Lineage: Eukaryota; Metazoa; Chordata; Mammalia; Rodentia; Caviidae. Gene Ontology annotation, molecular function: microtubule binding. The coding region runs from base 446 to 1210 and encodes 254 amino acids. Gene Ontology annotation, cellular component: mitotic spindle; spindle microtubule; outer kinetochore.